This is a messenger RNA of Herpailurus yagouaroundi (jaguarundi), 885 nucleotides long. RefSeq names its product coagulation factor VIII-like. The coding region runs from base 189 to 698 and encodes 169 amino acids. The record is from RefSeq and is a predicted model, not a curated record. Lineage: Eukaryota; Metazoa; Chordata; Mammalia; Carnivora; Felidae. Gene Ontology annotation, molecular function: signaling receptor activity. Gene Ontology annotation, cellular component: plasma membrane. The transcript is spliced from 4 exons.
AUGUGAUUGGGAGGAAUUGCUUUUUACUCUGACUCCACUUUCCAUGUACCUAAGCUACUCCCUCCCUACAGGUGUUCUUUGGCAAUGUGGAUUCAUCUGGGAUAAAACACAAUAUUUUUAACCCUCCGAUUAUUGCUCGGUACAUCCGUUUGCACCCAACGCAUUACAGCAUCCGCAGCACUCUCCGCAUGGAGUUGAUGGGCUGUGAUUUAAACAGCUGCAGCAUGCCACUGGGAAUGGAGAGUAAAGCAAUAUCAGACGCACAGGUCACCGCCUCGUCCUACUUAAACAGCAUGUUUGGCACUUGGUCCCCUUCACAAGCCCGGCUGCACCUCCAGGGGAGGACGAAUGCCUGGAGGCCUCAGGCAAAUAAUCCAAAAGAGUGGCUGCAAGUGGACUUCCAGAAAACAAUGAAAGUCACAGGAAUAGCCACCCAGGGGGUGAAAUCACUCCUUACCAGCAUGUAUGUGAAGGAGUUCCUCGUUUCCAGUAGUCAAGAUGGCCAUAACUGGGCUCUGUUUCUUCACAAUGGCAAAGUCAAGGUUUUUCAGGGAAAUCGAGACUCCUUCACACCCGUGGUGAACUCUCUAGACCCCCCACUACUGACUCGCUACCUUAGAAUUCACCCCCAGAGCUGGGCACACCAGAUCGCCCUGAGGCUGGAGGUUCUGGGCUGUGAGGCCCAGCAGGUAUACUGAGGGUACACCUCCAGGCCCUGCCUCCAGGCCCACACCCUCCCCAAAUUGCCUUCUGCCUCCCAGCCUGGCCUCUGGGUCAUUCCCUGCCCUGCCCUGCCUGUGGGCCGAGACUUUUCUAUGUGUUUAAACCACACAGCCCUAGGGGACACCGCCCCGAAGUGCAUCCCGCAUUUCCUGGGACGAUUGC